ACUCCCACGUUGGGCCCAUAAUCUGAGGUCUUUGCUAACUUAUCGUUAUGCUCAUGUGAUUGUGGACAUCAUUCUUAACCGUGUCCAGAGCUAGCUAGGCAAAGACCAAAGAGAGAGCAAAAAGAGAAGAAAAAAUGGCAACACAAGCUUUGGUGUCUUCGUCGUCUCUAACAUCCUCAGUGGAGGCUGCAAGGCAGAUUUUUGGAAGCCGACCGACCCAAUCCACGAGGAGAUCAGCUUCUUUCGUGGUCAGGGCCGCUUCAACUCCUCCCAUCAAGCAAGGAGCGGACAGACCCUUGUGGUUUGCAUCCAAACAGAGCCUUGCUUACUUGGAUGGCAGCUUACCUGGUGACUACGGAUUCGAUCCAUUGGGCCUAUCGGACCCAGAAGGCACAGGUGGGUUCAUCGAGCCCAGAUGGUUAGCCUACGGUGAGGUAAUCAACGGGCGAUACGCCAUGCUCGGAGUCGUGGGGGCCAUCGCACCAGAGAUUUUAGGAAGUCUUGGUCUCAUCCCACCGGAAACCGCUCUCCCUUGGUUCAAGACUGGAGUCAUCCCACCGGCGGGGACAUACAACUACUGGGCCGACCCAUACACCCUCUUUGUAUUCGAAAUGGCUCUAAUGGGCUUUGCGGAGCACAGGAGGUUCCAAGACUGGGCCAACCCUGGGUCUAUGGGCAAGCAGUACUUCUUGGGCUUUGAGAAAUACCUUGGUGGGUCCGGUGACCCAGCUUACCCUGGUGGGCCUCUGUUUAACCCACUUGGGUUUGGGAAGGACGAGAAGUCCUUGAAGGAUUUGAAGCUCAAGGAAGUGAAGAACGGAAGAUUGGCUAUGUUGGCAAUCUUGGGUUUCUUUGUACAGGGCCUCGUGACUGGUGUUGGGCCGUACCAGAACCUGCUUGACCAUUUAGCCGACCCGAUCCACAACAACAUCUUGACUAGCCUCAAAUUCCACUAAAAAAAAAAAAAAGAAAAAAGAAAAAAAAAGGGGGGGGAUUGUAUUAUAUUUACUAUUUAGUGAUGUGCCCUUUGUUGCUUGGGACAAACCUUUUUGGGGUCUGUUUCCGUUCUUUUCUUCCUCUCAUUGUUACGUUAUGUGAGAAUCUUUAUUGCUAUCCUUUUCUCUAUAACUCUGUAAGAAUGACUUGUUAAAAGAAGAACUCAUCAAUACAGACAUGCUAAUAAUGCUA
Messenger RNA from Morus notabilis, 1188 nucleotides. RefSeq names its product chlorophyll a-b binding protein 8, chloroplastic. Bases 135 to 956 code for a protein of 273 amino acids. Gene Ontology annotation, biological process: response to light stimulus; photosynthesis, light harvesting in photosystem I. Gene Ontology annotation, cellular component: plastoglobule; chloroplast thylakoid membrane. The record is from RefSeq and is a predicted model, not a curated record. The transcript is spliced from 3 exons. NCBI's taxonomy places the organism in Eukaryota, Viridiplantae, Streptophyta, Magnoliopsida, Rosales, Moraceae.